AUGGAAGCAAGCGCCAUCAAGCCCGAUCGGCAAGACCACUCGCACGCCCGCAAAUGCGCUCCCGGCCCCACAUUCACAGGCUCCACCCUUCCGCCUGAGGACAUGGCGAGCCAGGUGAUCAAGUGCAAGGCUGCGGUUGCCUGGGAGGCUGGAAAGCCACUCUCUGUAGAGGAGGUAGAGGUGGCACCGCCAAAGGCUCAUGAAGUUCGUAUUAAGAUCAUUGCCACUGCAGUUUGCCACACCGAUGCCUAUACCCUGAGUGGAGCUGAUCCUGAGGGGUGUUUUCCAGUGAUCUUGGGACACGAAGGUGCUGGAAUUGUGGAAAGUGUUGGUGAAGCAGUUACUAAUGUAAAGGCAGGUGAUACUGUCAUCCCACUUUACAUACCACAGUGUGGAGAGUGCAAAUUCUGUCUAAAUCCUAAAACAAACCUUUGCCAGAAGAUAAGAGUCACUCAAGGGAAAGGGUUAAUGCCAGAUGGCACCAGCAGAUUUACUUGCAAAGGAAAGACACUUUUACAUUUCAUGGGAACCAGCACCUUUUCUGAAUACACAGUUGUGGCUGAUAUCUCUGUUGCUAAAAUAAAUCCUUUAGCACCUUUGGAUAAAGUCUGCCUUCUGGGUUGUGGCAUUUCAACUGGUUAUGGUGCUGCUGUGAACACUGCCAAGGUGGAGCCUGGUUCUGUUUGUGCCAUCUUUGGCCUGGGAGGAGUUGGACUGGCAGUAAUCAUGGGCUGUAAAGUGGCUGGCGCAACCCGGAUCAUUGGUGUGGACAUCAACAAAGAUAAAUUUGCAAAGGCCAAAAAGUUUGGAGCCACUGAAUGUAUUAACCCCCAGGACUUUAGUAAACCCAUUCAGGAAGUGCUCAUUGAAAUGACUGAUGGAGGAGUGGACUAUUCCUUUGAGUGUAUUGGUAAUGUGAAGGUUAUGAGAGCAGCACUUGAGGCGUGCCACAAAGGCUGGGGCAUCAGUGUGGUGGUUGGCGUGGCUGCUUCAGGUGAAGAGAUUGCGACUCGCCCAUUCCAGUUGGUGACAGGUCGCACAUGGAAAGGCACUGCCUUUGGAGGAUGGAAGAGUGUAGAAAGUGUCCCAAAGUUGGUAUCUGAAUAUAUGUCCAAAAAGAUAAAAGUGGAUGAAUUUGUGACUCACAAUCUGUCUUUUGGCGAGAUUAACAAAGCCUUUGAAUUGAUGCACUCAGGGGAGAGCAUUCGAACUGUUAUAAAGAUAUAAAUUCAAAAAAGAAAAGUAUGUCCGUUCUGUCUUGUGAUCUGAUGGGAGCAGCCUGACAGGCAGGAGGAAGCUCUUGCAAGUUCACAGCUUCUUAGCCCUUCAGUUACUCCUCUGGGGAAUAGUGUUAUAUGUGUCAUUCAUAAAUCUCUGUAAUCAAGGACAAGGCUAAUUGAGUCAGAAGUCUGUUUUCUGAACUCUCUUUCGCCUAAAUAAUUGUUAGCUCAUUAAGGAACAUUUUCACAUAAUAAAAUUAAUUUCUACA
Messenger RNA from Carlito syrichta (Philippine tarsier), 1489 nucleotides. RefSeq names its product alcohol dehydrogenase class-3. Gene Ontology annotation, cellular component: cytosol. Gene Ontology annotation, biological process: formaldehyde catabolic process. The transcript has 10 exons. The coding region runs from base 1 to 1227 and encodes 408 amino acids. Gene Ontology annotation, molecular function: S-(hydroxymethyl)glutathione dehydrogenase [NAD(P)+] activity; zinc ion binding. The record is from RefSeq and is a predicted model, not a curated record. Lineage: Eukaryota; Metazoa; Chordata; Mammalia; Primates; Tarsiidae.